AUGUCUGAGUCAGAGCACAACGUACAAGUUAAACCAGAGGUGCCCAACCUGGCAGUGAGCGAGGAGAUUCCACCACAAAGAGUUGAAAAUGAAGAAGAGGAAACAAAUAUUGACACAAAUCCUAACACCAGCAAGCGACAACGAGAGGAAGAGGAUGAUAAUAACAAUGGUGACAAUCAAUUAGGACUGGAAGAUGAUGACGAAGACGAAGACGACGAAGAUGAUGAAGAAGACGAUGUUGGAAGCAGAAAAAGAAGAAGAAAAAGAGGAGCUAACCAAUUCUUCGAUAUAGAAGCAGAAGUUGAUGAAGAAGAAGAGGAUGAAGUCGAUGAAGAUGAAGAAGAAGCAGAAAUACUUCGAGAGCAAUUCAUAAGUGAUGAUCAUGGAGCAGAUGAAGGACCUGAUAAUAGGGAUGAUAGAUUACAUAGACAAUAUGAUCGUCGUCGUCAAGAAGCAGAAGAUCAAGAUGCAGAGCAAUUAGCAGAAACUUUGAAACAAAGAUAUAGAAAAACUCAUUCUGUUUAUCGAGGAGAAACUGCAGCAAAUGGUACAGUAUCACAAAAAUUGCUUAUGCCAUCUAUCAAUGAUCCUUCAAUUUAUGCAAUAAGGUGUACUCCAGGAAGAGAAAAAGAUUUAGUGAGAAGGUUAUACCAAAAGAAAAGAACUUUGGAAAGACAAAAAUUGCCACUAGAUAUCUUGACUGUAUUUCAAAGAGACUCAUUCAGAGGAUACAUUUACAUAGAAGCAAAAAGACCCGAUGCAAUUGAUAAAGCUUUACAAGGAAUGGUAAACGUAUUUGUUAGAGAUAAAUUGUUAGUAUCAGUUAAAGAAUAUCCAGAUUUAUUAAAACAGGUCAAAUCUUCUGAUGUUGAAAUUAUACCAGGUAUUUAUGUAAGAAUAUCAAGAGGUAAAUAUAAAGGAGAUCUUGCAAUUGUUGAUAAUUUAUCAGAAAAUGGGUUAGACGUAAGAUGUAAAUUAGUUCCAAGACUAGAUUAUGGAAGAAAUGAUGAUUUUGACGCUGAUGGUAAAAGGAUAAGAUCUAAAAUCAGACCAUUACCAAAUUUAUUCAAUGCACAAGAUGCCAAGAUGCAUGAUGGACUCAAUUUACAACAAAAAGGUCCCAGAUCUUAUGUUUACAAAGGUGAAGAAUAUGAGGAUGGAUUUUUGUAUAAAGAUUUUAAGCUUCAAUAUAUUCAAACUAAAGAUGUACAUCCAACAUUAGAAGAACUCGAUAGAUUUCAAACAGGUGAAGAUACAGAUCAUUUGGAUUUAGGAGCUAUAGCUGCCUCGUUAAAAAAUCAUAAUCAAGCCGAUGGAAAGCAAUCCACUGCAUUUCAACCAGGUGAUAAAGUUGAAGUUAGAAGAGGAGAACAAGCCAGGACAGUGGGAGUGGUUGUUGAAGCAGCUUUAAAUGAAAUUAGAAUAACCGUCACUGAUAGUGGUGAUCCAAAAUUUGUAAAUCAAAAAUUAACUGUACCAGCAAAUGAUUUAAGAAAAAUAUUCAAUGAAGGUGAUCAUGUCAGAAUCGUAGAAGGUAAACAUUUUGAUGAAACUGGUUUAGUUAUUAAAAUUGAUGGUGAUUCAGUUGUUAUAGUUAGUGAUCAAACUAAAGAAGAUGUUCGUGUGUUUGCUAACUUUUUAGUUAAAGCUACAGAUGCUUCUUCCAAUGUUAAUGAUAAAAACUUUAAAUAUGAUAUAAAAGAUUUGGUUGAAUUAAGUGCUUCAACAGUUGGUGUGAUUGUUAAAGCGGAGAAAAAUAUUUUCAACAUUCUUACAUCUGAUGGAAGACUAAUAGAUGUAAAACCAACACAGAUUGCUUCAAAAAUUAAACAAAGUAGUCGAGAGCAGAUUGCUACCGAUAGAAAUGGAUUCACUAUCAAAGUUGGUGAUACUGUUAAAGAAGCAUUAGGAGAUAAAGCAAAAGAAGGUCCAAUAAUUCAUAUUUACAAAAAUUCAUUAUUCAUUAAAUCCAAUGAACUUGUUGAAAAUUUGGGUAUAUUUGUAACAAAUAGGAUGAAUGUUGAAACUGUAGCUACUAAGGAUUCUAUGGUGUCUAAAAAAUUUGGUCCAGAUUUAAGUGCCAUGAAUCCAUCGUUAAAGCUUCCAGAUCCAUUAGCAACUCAAGGCUUGAAAACUCGUGUUGGAGGAAGAGACAAAUUGUUAUAUAAAGAUGUUGUUGUUACAAGUGGAAGUUAUAAAGGUUUAAAAGGAAAAGUUACUGAAGCUGAUGAUUUAUAUGCUAGAAUCGAAUUACACACAAAAAGUAAAAAGAUUAAAGUACUAAAAAAUAAUCUUAAUGUAUUACUAAAAGAAAGAUCAGUGCCUUAUUUGAGAUUCAUUGGUGCAAACAUAGAUCAACCUCCUGCUGUAAAUUCAUUCAAUCAAAGUUCAAUUCCACAAUCUUCUGGUGAUAGAUCGGCAUGGAACGGUGGUGCAACUCCUUCUGUUGCAGGUGGAGCCUCUUCAUGGAAUUCAGGAAAUGGUACUUCUUGGGGAGGUGUUUCGGCAUGGGGUAGUGGAGCUGGAGGAGCUUCAGUUUGGGGUGACAAGGGUGGAGCAUCCGCAUGGGGCGCAGGUAAUACUAAUGGUGGAACGUCUGCUUGGGGUUCAGGUAAUACUGGAGGUUCUUCUACUUGGGGUGAAAGACCAGCAUCAACUUGGGGUAAUAAUCGAGGCGAUAAUUCAACUUGGGGUGGUAAUAGAGGAGGCAAUUCAACUUGGGGAAGUAAAGGUAAUGGUUCCACUUGGGGUGACAGUGGUCAAGGCGGUGGAGGCUCAGUAUGGGGAUCCAAAUCAAAUUCUGCUAGAAACGGUAACAAUAGUAGUUGGGGUAGUCGAUAG
Messenger RNA from Lodderomyces pseudojiufengensis, 2841 nucleotides. It is a transcript of the gene SPT5, whose product is annotated as transcription elongation factor. Gene Ontology annotation, biological process: regulation of DNA-templated transcription elongation; regulation of transcription by RNA polymerase II; transcription elongation-coupled chromatin remodeling. Lineage: Eukaryota; Fungi; Ascomycota; Pichiomycetes; Serinales; Debaryomycetaceae. The transcript has a single exon. The record is from RefSeq and is a predicted model, not a curated record. Gene Ontology annotation, cellular component: DSIF complex. The coding region runs from base 1 to 2841 and encodes 946 amino acids. Gene Ontology annotation, molecular function: mRNA binding.